GUAAGCAGGGGCGGGGCUUGAUGACGUCGGCCGCGGUUGCACUGUAGCUAAUGUGAAUGCAGACGGAGCAGCUGAGGAUGGAGCAGAGAGGGAGAAUCGCCGCCGCUGUCUCACAUCGCGCUCAGACACCUCCGAAAUAUCCCUUCUACAUCUAAAGGACCGGCAUUUCAUUUACACCCAGACUGCGGCUUCUGUUUCUUUCUCUUUUUCCAUUAAUUUCUCAGCUGACAUCAGCGCACCAGCCCACUUCACCCAUCUGUCUGUCAACACGCCGGCUUCGACUAUCUGUCAGCGGGAAAAGCAAAGAAAACCCCGUUGAAAGACACUCAGCAAAAUACAGUUUCAGCCGGACACACCUUCCGCCGGACUGCCCUGUCACUGCUGCAAUCAAUAUGGAUGAAGACAAUCACGUUCCUGAGGAUCUGUCCCUAGAGGAGAGGGAUGAGCUGUCAAACAUCCGACGCAGGAAGAGAGAGCUGCUCGAUGAUAUUGAGAGGUUGAAGUUUGAGAUAGCAGAGGUCAUGACGGAGAUCGAGCAGCUGACGUGUGUUGGAGAAAGUAAAACAUCCCAGAGAAACAAACAGAUCGCCAUGGGAAGGAAGAAAUUCAACAUGGAUCCGAAGAAGGGAAUCCAGUUCCUGCUGGAGAACGACCUCCUUCAGCACACUCCCGAAGACAUCGCUCAGUUCCUCUACAAAGGCGAGGGCCUCAACAAGACCGUCAUUGGAGACUACUUGGGCGAGAGGGAUGACUUCAACAUCAAGGUGCUGCAGGCUUUUGUGGAGCUGCAUGAGUUUGCAGACCUCAACCUAGUCCAAGCACUACGGCAGUUCCUGUGGAGUUUCCGUUUGCCAGGUGAAGCCCAGAAGAUCGACCGUAUGAUGGAGGCAUUUGCCUCACGUUACUGCCAGUGCAACCCCGGGGUCUUCCAGUCGACAGAUACCUGCUAUGUGCUGUCAUUUGCUAUCAUCAUGCUGAACACCAGCCUACAUAACCCUAACGUCAGAGACAAGCCCCCUGUGGAGCGCUUUAUCUCCAUGAACAGAGGCAUUAAUGAAGGAGGAGAUCUGCCAGAGGAGCUUCUCAGGAACCUUUAUGACAGCAUCAAAAACGAGCCCUUCAAAAUCCCAGAGGAUGAUGGGAAUGAUCUGACGCACACAUUCUUCAACCCAGACAGAGAAGGCUGGCUCUUAAAGCUCGGCGGCAGGGUGAAGACGUGGAAGAGACGGUGGUUCAUUCUGACCGACAACUGCCUCUAUUACUUUGAAUACACAACAGAUAAAGAGCCUCGUGGGAUUAUUCCUCUUGAGAACCUCAGUAUCAGAGAGGUGGACGAGCCCAGGAAACCUAACUGUUUCGAGCUCUACAACCCCAACCACAAAGGUCAGGUGAUCAAGGCGUGCAAGACAGAGGCAGAUGGGCGGGUCGUCGAGGGCAACCACGUAGUGUACAGGAUAUCGGCCCCCACGCCGGAGGAGAAAGAGGAGUGGAUCAAAUCCAUCAAAGCAAGCAUCAGCAGGGAUCCUUUCUACGACAUGCUGGCCACCAGGAAGCGGAGGAUAGCCAAUAAGAAAUGAUGACCGUCCACCUUCAACGCCACCAUGUCUGUGACCAGCAGAGUCCUUGUGUGUGUAUGUGUAUGUUACGGGGGUCAUGAAGGCUUCCCAUUUGUUCUUUCAGGGUUGGAGGACAAACAGCAGACAGGUGGGAGUUUUUUGGACUGAAAUGGAUCAAGUUUAUUUCCACCUGAAGAUUGUCUGCACCUCAGCUCUUGGUUGAUGUGAAGGUUUUAUUAUAUCCGGCACAGACUUUGUGCACUGAUGUGCUAUUUGGGUGAGACUUUAUGGAGAAGAGAGAACUGUGUGCAAAAUCUUUACCAAGCUGGAUGAUAGCGAAUGGACAAAAAGGAUGAGGACUACAGUUGUCUGGAGGAACAGCCAUGACUGGAAUCAGUGUGUGGCUGUGAUGAGAUUGCCCUCUGCUGGUCACGUAAGGAAUCUACUGUGCUGCACAUGCAGUGUGAGGAUUUGAAACCUCAAUAUCCACCCUCAUUCCUUUCAUCCAGACCGGCUCGCCUGGUUGGUUGUUUGCUGUCUGCCAGCAAGACGCCCAGAUGCCAGUCAACAUUUUAUUAUCUUCACCUCACACGCCCUUCGACAACUGCCAACACCAACAAUUUUUUGUAGUAUCCAGUAACUACAGAAAGCCUCAAGCUUAUACAUCAGCUGGUCUGAUUGUUAUCCCUCAAGUGACUGUAUCUGUAUAUGCAAACACAUGAUAUUCUAGACAAUGAAAUUUAAGUUCAUAUACUUUUUCAUUUACAGUAUGCUUCCUUAUUUCCUGUUUGAAGGCAAAGAAAUUGAUGCAGGUUGAGGAAUAAUACUUAACAUAUGUUGAGUGUAAUGACCCUUUUAAGUGGCCAUGGUUUCAUUUUAUGUAUUGAAGAUCCACCUCUGUGAUGAAGUUCAUUUCUUUAGUAUUUAUUUUCUUGAUUUGUUUAACAAGAGGCAGCCCCCGAUUUACAUUAUGCAUGUAUAGUAUAUAAUGUACAUACUGUUUUGUUUUUUUCUUUGUUGUGUUUAUGUAGCGUGUAAAUCAUAAUGGCCGUAGCCUAUACCCGUUCACCUUUUUAGUUUAACCGCUAACAGUUUACAAUAGUGGAAGAGGGACUUUGUGCAGCUCUUUGCAGAGCAGUGAAACCACCUCACACUGUUAUUACUGAAGAUCAGAUAAUACAUGAUGUUAUAUGAAAGAAAAACUCACUAUGCUGAGUUAGACAGUAGAGUAUAGGACACAAACGGGUUCAAAAUACCCUUGAAUACCAUGUGAAUGCUGACUGGAAUCUGAGGACUGUUUUCCCCAAACAGAUCAAGCCAACUCGCAGCCUGAUCUUUCAUUAGUAGAUGGAGUUUAAACAUGACUUGUUUGGGAAAACUGCUCCUGAAUACUUUGAAGACUGAGAUUGAAUAAAAAUACAUGCUGAUCAGAAAA
Molecule: messenger RNA, 2991 nt
Organism: Siniperca chuatsi (mandarin fish)
Lineage: Eukaryota; Metazoa; Chordata; Actinopteri; Centrarchiformes; Sinipercidae
Product: cytohesin-3-like
Exons: 13
Coding region: 393-1577 (394 amino acids)
Biological process (GO): regulation of ARF protein signal transduction
Molecular function (GO): guanyl-nucleotide exchange factor activity
Source: RefSeq, a predicted model, not a curated record